This is a messenger RNA of Abrus precatorius (Indian licorice), 1455 nucleotides long. Its product is annotated as 3-epi-6-deoxocathasterone 23-monooxygenase CYP90C1-like. Gene Ontology annotation, molecular function: heme binding; oxidoreductase activity, acting on paired donors, with incorporation or reduction of molecular oxygen, NAD(P)H as one donor, and incorporation of one atom of oxygen; iron ion binding. The record is from RefSeq and is a predicted model, not a curated record. The transcript is spliced from 9 exons. NCBI's taxonomy places the organism in Eukaryota, Viridiplantae, Streptophyta, Magnoliopsida, Fabales, Fabaceae. Gene Ontology annotation, biological process: multicellular organism development; sterol metabolic process; brassinosteroid homeostasis. The coding region runs from base 1 to 1455 and encodes 484 amino acids.
AUGGAAUGGAUCGUGGGUCUGUGGAUUCUUAUGGGUAUCUUCUUGAUUAGUUUGUUGUUUUUGUGUGGCAAGAAGGAGAAUACUGUGGCAAGGACCAAAGUUCCAAAAGGGAACUCGGGUUGGCCUUUACUUGGAGAGACCCUUGAUUACAUUGCUUCUGGCUACACCUCGAGUAAUGUCAGCUUCUUGGAAAAGCGCAAGUCUUUGUAUGGGAAUGUGUUUAAAACGAGCAUUUUGGGAAGCAAUGUGAUAGUGUCAACGGACCCUGAGGUGAACAAGGUUGUUCUACAAAAUCUGGGGAACAUUUUCGUCCCUGCUUAUCCAAAAUCAAUUAGAGAAUUAAUGGGAGAACAAUCUAUUCUCAAAAUGAACGGCACAAUGCAUAAGAAAGUUCAUACACUCAUCGCAGGCUUCCUCCGAUCCCCACAACUCAAAGCUUGCAUCACCAAAGACAUUGAACACUCCGUCAAACAAUGCUUCGCUUCUUGGACCCACCAACCAAUAUAUUUUCAAGAUCAAGUCAAAAAGAUUACAUUUCCGGUUUUGAUUAAAGUUCUGAUGAGCGUUGGUCCCGGUGAAGAUUUGGACUUUCUUAAGAAAGAAUUUGGAAAAUUCAUCAAAGGGUUGAUUUGCUUACCCAUCAAAUGUCCAGGAACAAGACUAUAUAAAUCCUUGAAGGCUAAAGACAGAAUGGUGAAGAUGGUGAGGAGGAUAGUAGAGGAAAAGAAGAAAUUACUGAUGGAUAAUCAUGCAAAUGAUCAUAGUGAUACAGUGAAUGAUGUGGUGGACGUACUAUUAAAGGAUAAGGGUGACUCAAACUCUAGCUUAAGCUUGACUCCAGAAAUGAUUAGCCAAAACAUCAUUGAGAUGAUGAUACCAGGUGAGGAGACUCUUCCUACCGCUAUGACAUUGGCUCUCAAGUUCCUCAGUGACUCCCCUCUCGCUCUAUCCAAACUCCUGGAGGAGAACGUGGAACUGAAGAGGCAGAAGACUAAUUGCUCAGAUGAUUAUGCAUGGAAUGAUUACAUGUCAUUGCCAUUCACUCAAAAUGUCAUCAGUGAAACUCUUAGAAUGGCCAAUAUUGUCAAUGGCAUUUGGAGGAAAGCGGUCAAAGACGUAGAAAUUAAGGGGUAUCUAAUUCCUAAGGACUGGUGUGUUAUGGCAUCUCUUACCUCUGUUCACUUGGAUGGCAAGAAUUAUGAAAACCCUUUUAAGUUCGAUCCAUGGAGAUGGGAGAAAAUUGGAGCUGUGGCUAGUAACAAUUGCUUUACCCCAUUUGGCGGGGGAAAUAGACUAUGUCCUGGGUUAGAACUUUCCAGGCUAGAGCUCUCUAUUUUCCUUCACCAUCUUGUUACAACUUACCGAUGGGUCGCUGAGAGGGAUGAGAUAAUAUACUUUCCAACAGUCAAGAUGAAGAGGAAGCUUCCAAUUAGUGUGCAACCCAUUAACGCUUGA